AUGCGACAAUCUCGGGGGGAGGGUUCAGAAGGACAGCUGCAAGCAGGUUACAAGCGCAGCAAGUCCAACUGCUACGCCAAUUGCACCCUUCUCAAGAUCGAUGGCGUUCGAACCAAGGAAGACACGCAGUUCUACAUCGGCAAGCGCGUCGCUUAUGUGUACAAGGUGAAGAAGGAGGUGAAGCACAGCAAGUUUCGAGUGAUGUGGGGCAAGAUUCGCCGCUCUCACGGCAACUCGGGCGCUGUGCGCGCCAAGUUUGUGAAGAACAUCCCCCCAAAGGCCGGACCGAGCAGAGCCAGUAGGACUUAA
Molecule: messenger RNA, 309 nt
Organism: Symbiodinium necroappetens
Lineage: Eukaryota; Dinophyceae; Suessiales; Symbiodiniaceae
Source: the annotation of a GenBank genome assembly